CUGCAGCGGGUUGACGACGACUGUCUAUUUCUUAAUUGGUAGGAAUGUUUGUGGCGGAGCACACGACGAGAAAAAAUGUGUGAAAGGGAUUAUCGAAAUUGAUUUAUUACACAGGCAAAGCAGCAUCCACAUCCACAUCUGCCCUAUUCCAAUCACAAUUCAAGAGUGUAUGAUGUUCAUGAACAAGGAGCGAUGCUGACUUAUUUGUGAGUUUGUGAUCGUGGUUGAACAACGUACAUCAUCUACAUGUGUUUAACUACAGAAAAGUUGGACGGUAUUCCAAAUCUUAGUCAGAAUUAUCCUAAAGUGGGAAUUAUACCCACAGUUUCUUCAUUUCCAGUAGACUACAUGUACAGUAUAUGCUGCCCGAAUUUUCAACUCUUGUAGAAGAAUGUAUUUAACAAACAUAUUUAUUGCUUUUACAGUGCUUCUUGUUGUCAUACCAGGCAUUCAGAAUCAAACAGCUCCGACAUCAGGGACGACAAGUCAGCCAACAUCAACAGACUCUGAAACACCUGAUGUAACUACACUUGCAUCAAAAACUAGUGAUGUUCUGACAGAUUCAGCAACAGAUGUCACAACAGAUGUAAAAACCACAUCAGAUCCUGUCACAACAGAUGUAGAUACCACAUCAGAACCUGUCACAACAGAUGUAGAUACCACAUCAGAAUCUGUCACAACAGAUGUAGAUACCACAUCAGAACCUGUCACAACAGAUGUAGAUACCACAUCAGAACCUGUCACAACAGAUGCAGACACCACAUCAGAACCUGUCACAACAGAUGUAGAUACCACAUUAGAACCUGUCACAACAGAUGUAGAAACUACAUCAGAAUCUGUCACAACAGAUGUAGAUACCACAUCAGAACCUGUCACUGCAGAUACCACUGUGACAUCAGAACCUGUCACAACAGAUGUAGAUACCACAUCAGAACCUGUCACAACAGAUAUAGAUACCACAUUAGAACCUGUCAUAACAUAUGCAGAUACCACAUCGGAACCUGUCACAACAGAUGUAAAUACCACAUCAGAACCUGUCACAACAGAUGUAGAAACCACAUCAGAACCUGUCGCAACAGAUGUAGAAACCACAUCAGAACCUGUCACAACAGAUGUAGAUACCACAUCAGAAUCUGUCACAACAGAUGUAGAUACCACAUCAGAAUCUGUCACAACAGAUGUAGAAACCACUUCAUCAUCUGUUACGACAGAUGUAAAAACCACUUCAUCAUCUGUCACAACUGAUGUAGAAACCACUUCAUCAUCUGUCACAACUGAUGUAGAAACCACUUCAUCAUCUGUCACAACAGAUGUAGAAACCACUUCAUCAUCUGUCACAACAGAUGUAGACACCACAUCAGACGCUGUCACAACAGAUGUUGAAACCACAUCAGAAUCUGUCACAACAGAUGUAGAAACCACAUCAGAACCUGUCACAACAGCCUUGGAUGGCACAACACAAGAAAUCUCUACAACUAUUUUAACUACAACUAUUAUCACAACAGUAGAUGGCAGCACAACAGCUGACAAUGCCACAACUAUGGAUGAUGGCACAACUAUGAAGGAUGGCACAACUAUGGAUAGUGGCACAACUAUGGAUAGUGGCACAACUAUGAAUGGUGGCACUACUUCCACUGAUGUCACAACAGCUUACAACACAACAGACAUAUCAACUAGUCAGCAUACCAGUGCAGUAUCAACUAGUAGUAGCACCACAAUUAGUGUCACAGAAGGUACUUCUGGUGGGAGCAGUCUAAGCACUGGAGAGAUUGUUGGUAUAACUCUUGGCUGUAUCUUAGCUGUUGUUAUCAUAGUUAUAAUUAUCUUACUGAUCUGCUAUAGAAGAUCACGUUCAGCAUCAACGUAUAAUUUCACACAUGCUGAUCCAUGGGAUGACACGCUUACUUUAAAGUAUAUCAAUGGGAGAGUUGAAUUACCCAGGGAACUAAAUGAAGAAAUGAAAUCAUAUGAUAAUGACACUUAUCAAGCCAUGGAAGAACCUGUGUUUACUAAUUAUGGUAUCAAUGCUUCCAAUACACCACUUUGAUUUUUAUAUUCUCAGAUACUAACAAAGAGGCUCCAUAUUCCAUUGUCCCAGUCGUACUUUCCCUGAACAUUAUUAAGAUUCUAGUCACUAACUGAGCUAUUCCACCUGCCACACC
Saccoglossus kowalevskii is the source of this 2162-nucleotide messenger RNA. Its product is annotated as flocculation protein FLO11-like. NCBI's taxonomy places the organism in Eukaryota, Metazoa, Hemichordata, Enteropneusta, Harrimaniidae. The record is from RefSeq and is a predicted model, not a curated record.